CAGUUCCGAGUCAGUAUAGCAAGUGGAUUAAACUCGACACUAUGAAAUUCCUAAGCAUUCUGUUGGCCCUGUGCCUCUUUUUGGCCCUGGCCAUCUCGCCAAUUCGCGGCGAUUUAACUGAAAAGACGAACUCGGAGGACAAAAAGGACUUCUGUCCCUGUCCCCGGAACUACGAGCCCGUGUGUGGAACCAACAGGAUCACCUAUCCCAACCGCUGCGAAUUCGAUUGCCAGAGUCGCUCGGCAGCACGUCAGGGACGCAGCUUGGGACUCCUGAGAACCGGCACCUGCUAACCUGGAUAGUCUUCUAAAAACUUAACCAUAGAAACCUCUGGAAAAUGGAAUAAAACUAACUUGAAAUUGGAAAAAUAAAUAAUCAAAUUAAAUACAUAUAUGGGCCCUGUAUUAAUCAUCGAGCUGAAAUAAAUAGAAAUAAACCAGCUUA
Messenger RNA from Drosophila kikkawai, 444 nucleotides. Its product is annotated as serine protease inhibitor Kazal-type 1. Gene Ontology annotation, molecular function: protein binding. Lineage: Eukaryota; Metazoa; Arthropoda; Insecta; Diptera; Drosophilidae. The record is from RefSeq and is a predicted model, not a curated record.